Molecule: messenger RNA, 781 nt
Organism: Daldinia decipiens
Lineage: Eukaryota; Fungi; Ascomycota; Sordariomycetes; Xylariales; Hypoxylaceae
Exons: 3
Coding region: 221-454 (77 amino acids)
Source: RefSeq, a predicted model, not a curated record
CGUGUACUCCACGGCACGGCACGGUGCAGAUAUGAUAAAUACACACACCUUAUGUACCUGGUAAAUCCCGUCUUGUUGCCCGUAGCCCAUUGCCAAGUUCACACUAUCCUCAUUCCGGUCGCGCCUCGCAACAUCAUCGUCAUCAGCCCAUCCAUUUAUCCAUCCAACAUUCGCUUCUCUGCCUUCCAGGCUCGAGUCAAUCAACACACUCUAGGUAAACAUGGCUGACUGCGGACUCCCAUUUCCCGUCGUCUGCAUCCAAUGCGGUCGAGGCGUUGGCCUUUGCGGUAUCAAGAUCAUCGGCCCGACUAUUGGCUUCUGUGUUGCUGUGCUAGCCGCAUUUAUCUGCUGGCCUAUUGCACUUCUGUUCUGCUGCUUCACAGAGACGGGAAAGAAGUGGUUUUGGAAACCGUGCGACAUUAAUGCGAAAGUAUCAGACGUGUUUCCUAUCUGACCAGCAAGGAAAAGCCAUAAACCUCAACGUUAUGCUACUUGUGUUUCCUUAGGUCGUGGCAGAACCGAGGCAUUCAAUUGCCUACGACUACAUACUUACGAACAUCGAUGGGAUACGGCUUCUUAAGUGAAGAUAGAAAAUAGAUAACCUAGGAGGUAUUUAAUUAAUUCAAAGCUACUCAGAAGCCACUAUUGCACAGGAUAAUUAUUCAUAACUACAAGCUAUCAGAGCCACAUAAAUUAACAGCACCACGAGCUAUGCAAUAUUAUAUACCAGAACUAUGUUUCUAGAGAGUGACACUAAUAAUGGAGCCUCCAGUAAUAUAAG